GGCGCCCGCCGUUGAAGCGGAAUUUUCAUCAAAGGAGUAGGGCUGAAGUUAAGGUGGUAGGUAGAGAUGGGAGAUCAAGAGGAGAGAUUGGUGGUUCAACAGUCGCAGGCGCACCGGGAGGAACGAGGACCGCCGGGAGCAGAAGUUCAAAUGUCAGACGAAGAUCGGAUCAGAAUACUUAUAGCCAAAUGCUACGAGGAUGGAGUGUUCCCAAAGAGAAUGAGACAUGGGGAAUUUGUGAUAGAGAACGGCACCCGUGUUUUCAAGAUCAACCCGCAAAUCGACCGUCUCACCACGGCCUGGUUGAAAGAGCGUACAGCUACGGUUAUUUUCCACGGAGCUGCACGAGAUCUACCGAUGAGGACAGAGUCGAGUACAAAAUGCUAUUCAAACCCCGGAUGACGAGGGUGGAGUUGGACAAGCGAAGAAGACAGGAGGAGGAAACAAAGUUUUGGGUGAUAGCACUCCGAGUUCCUCUGCCUGCAGUGUUUCAUGUUCCGGACCUGGUCCGACAAGCAAUGGGAGCAAUCAUUUUGCAGCACCCGCUGGAGCCAGAUGCGGCUAGACCAAAGUUAAUGCAGCUGAAGUUUGAAUUGGUGAGAGAAGUUGAGGAGAGGUUUGAACCCACUUUAGUUAUGAAGCUAGAGGAUGGGGAGCUGUACAAUGUGGAAUUUGUAUGUAAGAACACUCCAUGGUGCAACGGAUGCCGAUGGUGGUAUCAUACGGAAACUGACGGGUGCCCGAGGGCAGAGGAAGAGGACGGGAAGGAGGGGUAUGGGCGAACAGGUGGAGGCGAUCGGAAUCGCAACCGAAGAUGGAACCAAGGCGAAAUCGUGUUUCAGAGGGGGAUAAGGGAUGUGACCAGGGAUGUUGCUACCCGUCGGGAAGAAGAAGGUGGUUCGAAUACGGAAGGAGGUAGAGGAGGGGACAACCGCCUCCGCCCAGCGGGCUCGACGACGCAGGGGAGCAACCCCAGCUGGGGGGCAAUCCUUAUGAUACCAGGCGCAGGGAAUGCAGGACUAGUGCUGGGACAGGUCGGAGCUCUGACCGUGCACCACCAUGUGAUGGAGGCGCGAGCAAUUAAAGAGGUGGUAGUUGACCGUCAGGGCCCCCACAACCAAGAAAGAGGACAAGCCAACUCCUCUCAACGCUCAAGCGGAGUAGCGGGGCUGGCCGGAGGUGCGGAAGUGGAAGGGGAAUAUAGGAUCCCAGAGGGCGUGGAAACACGAGGGGAGGAUCAUGAAUUUGAAGAAAAGUUCAUCCUUCCUCUGGUCUGCACCAUGUUGGGGCAGGAAGCCUUCGUCCUGGGGUUAAUACACAGGAACGGGAAAACCUUCCUGCCAUCAACCCCAAUUUGUGGGAUUCCUAGUCCAGACUUAGUGGAAGCGAGUGUAAAACAACUGUAUGCGGAUAGAUUCUGCUUCCGACAGUUUCAAGAAGUUCUGGUCCCUAAGAUCACAAUCGAUACACCGACGGGCAUGCGGAUCAAUUUUUUUAUUCCGUUGAUAGAUGCGCGCAUCCCCGUAGAGCAUUGGGCAGGGCUUCCUUCAGUGGGGUUAACAUGCAUACCGCUUCGAGUGCUGUUGGAGAAAAGCUUAGCGGAAUUGUCCAGUGUUUUGGUGGAACCAGGGGUGGCGGCGGAUUUCCUGAAGGCUCUGAAUGAGAAGAUGCCGAUGGACAAAAACUUGGAAGCAAGACUGGACUUCUUCCUUACGGCUGGCAUCUUCUCAGAGGGAGCUCAGGAUGUGGGGGAACAAAACGAGUCCAUGUCGGAUCAUAAACCGGUGAUCCUGGAGGCACAGGUGUCAGAGCAUAACAGGAGAGGGCCAGGGUACUUUAAACCAAACAUCCAGAACCUAGAGGACGAGGGCUGGCGAGAGUGGGGAGAGAAGUUUUGGAACGAUUGGCAGGCAGCGAAGGAAGAGUUUGCACAAUAUCAAGAGUGGUGGGAUGCGGGCUUGAGGAUUAUCUCAGCAAAGUUUGAGGUUUAUUCAAGGAUAGCAGCCUUCAGCAGAAACAAGGAGGAGGCGGACAGUCGCAGGAAGGUUGACGAGGAGGAAAGAAGAAUGGGGGAGCACCCCAUUUCCGAUUGGGUGUGGGCGGAGGAAAGGGCACAAAGGUUAAAUGAUUGGGAACAGAUGCAGGUCACCGUGGCGAAACAAGCAAGAUGGCAGGAAAUACUGAAAGAGAAAGGGAUCGUCAACAGCGACAUAAUGACUAGAGAGACAUUCCAAAGGCUGCUUUCCAGACAAAAGGUGGCGCAAAUGAAGGAAUUGCAACACCCCCACCUGCUGGGAAAGCCACGGGCAACCACCAACGAGGAUAUGUGUGAGUACACGACCGAUUACUUCAAGGAUAUUCUGACGACAAGGAAGACAUUCUGGAACUGGAAAACGGAUCUGACGGAAAGCUCCAACUUUUGGGACUCACUGGAGGUCCGGCUUCCAGACAGCGGAAGACUUCAACUAGACAGACCGGUGACGGAGGAAAAACUCAGGCAGACACUGAAAGCGAUGGCUAAAGGGAAGGCACCGGGGGACAACUGCCUACCGGUGGAGUUCUUCCAAGCCUGUCGGCCGACGCUAGAGGAGGACAUGGUUAACCUCUUCAACGGAAUCUUGACUGGAGGGACCUUGGGAAAAGCUAUGACGAAUGGGGUGAUUUCGUUGUUGAACGCCAGAAGAUUUCAAAGUCAGGGACUGACGAAAGCUGUGGCAGAAAAGAUGUUUAGAACACUACUGAAAACCGAAAUCAGAGCUGAUUGGAGGAGGAGAGUGACUCAGGGGGAUAGACUGGCAGGCUUGAACUGGUUUCAGGAAACCUGGGCGACGGCGGGAGCUCUGGCAGAAGUGAGGGAAGGCAAGCUGAGAACCUCACCGUGGUUGGACAGAGAAGCGGUGGAAGGAGGUGAGGCAACAUGGGGCUUGGUAGUACUGAGGGGAGACAGGUGCGUGAAAUCAACAAGGGAGAGGGGGUACUCAGGGGGUGCGGUGGAGGGGGAGGGAGUGGGGUCAGGUGGCGGGGGGCCCGAUGGAGGGGGAGGGGGUGGGGCAGAGAUGCUGAUGGGGGAGCUGAUGGGGGAGCGGACGGGCUCUUGGUUGUUCCUUCCAUGGCACCGCGCGUACCUCUACUUUCAUGAAUUGAUCUUGGGAUGGCUAAUCAACGACUUCUCGUUUACCAUUCCCUUCUGGAACUGGGAUCAUCCCGCCGAGCAGCAUCUUCCCAGGGAAUUCACAAUUGAAUCAUCUUCUCUGUACGAUCAAUGGCGCAAUAACAAUCUGUCAAACAUCGCAUCGAAGUUACGAGAUGGUUGUUCAACCACCCAAAUGCUGUUUGGCCCACAUGGGGCUGUGCACGUUUCUGUAGGUGUGCAGUUCUUCCCUUAUCAUGACAUGGGAGACCUUGGGACAGCAAGCAGAGAUCCUGUGUUUUAUGUGCACCACUCCAAUAUUGACAGGCUGUGGGAGGUCUGGCAGUCCCUCCCAACUGCCACAUCAGCACACCGAUUUAAUCCACAGAGCAAAGACUGGCUUGACUCGCAAUUCUUGUUCGUCGAUCACGAGCGGAAACUGGUGUCCAUCUAUGUGAAGGACGUUGCGAACAUGAAACGGGACCUCAGGUACACUUAUGAAGCAGUGGCUAUGCCAUGGAUGAACGGCCUAAGUAAACCAGCUGGAUCGCGUCCAUCAGUGAAUUCACCCCCACCUCCACCAUCGAGUCCACCUGUGCUGAGAGGGCGCCGACUGCGUUCCGGAACUUCAGGGUCCUUUUCACAGCCGAGCUCACUAUAUGCAGCAAUUUCAUCUGGGCAUUCGAUUUUUUCAGAGUCAAGCAUGGCAAAUCGGUCAAUAAAAAGUUGUGAUUCUGGUUCGAGUUGUCGCGGCCCAGAAUCGCGACAAUCACUGCCAUCUCCCCUGGAUGCAUCAUUACUCGCUGCUGGGAGUUCUCCAUUCUCGCCAACAUUAUCAUCAUCUCCCACUGCUCAAAAAGUAUCGACUAUGCAGGCCGGGUGUGUAGAACAUCCUUCUUCAUCCUUACCACAUUCCGAGGCCUCCGUCAAGUCAAACUUGACGCACCAACGCGCAGUUGGGCAUGCCAUAAUUGGAGGCGGCAAACUUUCUGCGCAAGAAAGGCAAGCGAAGAGAACUUCCAUUCUAUCUCCACCGCAACACAAGGACUCGUCAUCUCCUUCACAGCCACAAUCAGACCAUGCAUCAAACCAUUUCUCAGAUUCAGUAGAUUUGCAACUCACACAGCCCUUAUGGUCAUCCCAGCCUUCCGUCAGCUCAGGGCUUUCCUCAGUAGUUCCACCAUCUCCCAAUGUGGACUUCACUGAUUCAGCCGACCACCCUUCUCACUUCAGCGCAGAGUCGAUGGACUCGGUCAUCAAUUGUCCACCGCAUUGCAGCCGGAAACUCAUGCUCAUGAGGCAGUCAAUUGGCUACAUCGACAAUCACCAGCACGCCAGAAUUAACCGAAAACACGUGCAGAAGACAGAAAACGAUGCAAUACGAAGACAGUCUCCUCGAAGUUGGCAGAGCAGGAGAAUUUCUGGCGUGGAUGCUUCUCCUUCAGGACCUUCAGGAAAUGUCACCGCCACCCAAGGAGGUUUUCCAAUUGCCUUACAAAGUAAUGCUGGCUUGCCCACAAAGAUGAUGACGACACAUGGAUGGCCCGUUUUGGUGCAUCUGACGUGUCCCCCAAGGGACCCGGGAAUGGGGAAACGAUCGGUUGAAGUCCUUGCAUUGCAAAACCUAACAAUUGACAGAUCCAGUCCCGUUUGUUUUGCAAUUUUUGUGAACGUUACAGACACGGACGUUGACCUGUCAAGAUCUGAUGAAACCAAUCCGUCCUACGUUGGCACCUUGUACUUUCCACCAUCGUAUCGGGGAAUAUCUCGCCGCUUGCGACCACUUACGAUAAGAAUACCUCUUCAGAGAGUACUGGCUUAUCAGGAGGGAGGUGCCUCGCAGCACUUGAGCGUUUGGAUCGUGCCCUUAAAAGCAAACGGAGUAGCCUUUCCGCGGUUUCGUCAACAGUGGCCGUCAGAGAAACCCGAUCGCUUCCCACAUACAACAAUGCGACCUAUGUUACCGAGACCUCUAUCAUUUUGGCUCCAGGUCGAAAGACUCACAGACUGAAGUAUUAGGUCGCCUGCAUAUGGCGUUCUCAUGAAACAGCUGCUGCCCCUGGUGAGAAGUACACCUUUUGUGGCGCUAACGAAGACCCCAUGUGAAGAAAUAUCUACGUCUGGUGAUACUCAUGCAACAGUUACAUUCUCUCUUUCAAAGCUGCAGUUUUUCAGAGACCUGCUGCUGCCAGGUUGUUCAGCUUUCCUUUUUCUGCGACCGUAUGGACUCCGUGUGUAUUUCAGCGCAUGGUUUGAUAUUUAAAGUGUUCCACAAUCCAGAGGUCCAGAGCAUCCAGGACUUGGUCAAUCCACAUGUAUGAUAGAUACAUCACUGUUGCUACCGGGUAGUCGUAUCUGGGUUGACAAUGAAAGAAAAAUCAGGGGUUCACCAUCUUGUACUUUGUUUGACUUCAGGUUACAAGACUACCUAGUUUACGAGUUCAAAAAACAAAAAGGUCAUAUGCUC
Molecule: messenger RNA, 5597 nt
Organism: Chara braunii
Lineage: Eukaryota; Viridiplantae; Streptophyta; Charophyceae; Charales; Characeae
Source: the annotation of a GenBank genome assembly